AUGGCCACCGCGCCCCCAUGCCUCCCUCCCCCGUCGCCGGUGGACACCAGUCGCGUUGACGUCUUUUGGCACGAAGGAAUGCUCCGACACGACGCCGUGGAAGGCGUCUUCGACAUCGGACUCGAUCCAGGAUUCUUAGACGUAUUGGAGAAACACCCGGAGAACGCCGACCGCGUCAGGAACAUGGUCUCGAUCCUCCGACGUGGUCCCAUCUCUCCACAUGUCCGUUGGUUUCCCGGCCGUCCCGCAAUCGUGUCGGAGCUUCUAAUGUUUCACACUUCAGAAUACAUUGACAAGCUAGUGGAGGCAGACAAAUCAGGAGAAAGGCGUGAAAUCGCGGCAGGUACCUUCAUGAGCUCAGGCUCGUGGGAGGCUGCUCUUCUUGCAGCUGGAACAACUCUAUCAGCAAUGCAACACGUUCUCGACUGCCAUGGGAAGAUAGCAUAUGCUCUGGUACGCCCACCAGGCCACCACUCACAGCCUACUCAAGCCGACGGGUAUUGCUUCCUCAACAACGCGGCUCUUGCAGUGAAGCUGGCAUUGAACUCGGGUUCUUGUUCCCGAGUUGCGGUUAUUGACAUCGAUGUUCACUACGGAAAUGGCACAGCUCAAGGGUUUUACAGCUCUGAUAAGGUUCUUACGGUGUCCCUCCAUAUGAACCACGGGUCAUGGGGAUCGUCUCACCCGCAGAAAGGGUCGGUUGAUGAGCUUGGCGAAGGCGUGGGGUUUGGUUAUAACCUGAAUGUCCCUUUACCUAAUGGCACGGGUGACCGGGGUUAUGAGUGUGCCAUGACCGAGCUAGUGGUUCCUGCAGUUACAAGGUUUGGACCCGACAUGGUUGUCCUGGUUGUUGGUCAAGACUCCAGCGCUGUAAGCUCUUUCUUCACCCCUCAAAAACAUGUGUACAUUUACUAUCUAACCUACUCAUUAUCUACAGAUUCUGCAGUUUCAGUAUUCCAUCAGACACAGUUUGGUAUGUUGUUAAUGGUUCAUGUAACCCCCUUGUUACUGCAGUUUGAUCCAAACGGGAGACAAUGCCUGACGAUGAAUGGAUACCGAAAGAUCGGGCAGAUAAUGAGGGGAGUGGCAGAGGAGCACAGCCAUGGAAGGUUGCUUAUGGUGCAAGAAGGUGGCUAUCAUGUAACAUAUUCAGCCUACUGCCUCCACGCCAUGCUCGAAGGCGUGCUGCAGAUUCCAGAACUGCUUUUAUCUGAUCCCAUCGCUUAUUAUCCUGAAGACGAAGCCAUAGCUGUUGAAGCUGUCGAAUCAAUCAAAAGAUACCACUCGGAGUUUGUUCCAUUUCUCACAUGA
Thlaspi arvense is the source of this 1311-nucleotide messenger RNA. The record is from the annotation of a GenBank genome assembly. NCBI's taxonomy places the organism in Eukaryota, Viridiplantae, Streptophyta, Magnoliopsida, Brassicales, Brassicaceae.